Messenger RNA from Entelurus aequoreus (snake pipefish), 1213 nucleotides. RefSeq names its product mitochondrial ribosomal protein L39 (gene mrpl39). The transcript is spliced from 11 exons. Lineage: Eukaryota; Metazoa; Chordata; Actinopteri; Syngnathiformes; Syngnathidae. Bases 126 to 1142 code for a protein of 338 amino acids. Gene Ontology annotation, molecular function: nucleotide binding; RNA binding. Gene Ontology annotation, cellular component: mitochondrion. The record is from RefSeq and is a predicted model, not a curated record.
GUUUUCAGUUCCCCACCCGGACCCAAUGAAGUGGUGCACAAGAAGCAGGCAUGGCGUGCUUCGAUUUGAGGAAAGUGUGAUUGACAUUGAGGCGUCAGUCUGUCUGUCUUUAUGAACAAUUCUUCAUGAUGGCGAUUCGACUUGCGUGUCAGGUUCUUCAACGCCGCUUCACGUCGACCGCAGCGGCCGCACGUCUCCCAGGUGCAGAGGCCCGCAGCCAGCGCAAUGCAGUCUUCUCCAGAGAGCAAGCGAGGCAGCGAGGUCUGUACCCCCGUGUGGAAAAGAUCGAAGUGUCCAUGCAGGGACCGGGCUUGGAUGGCACUCUGCUCAUCAUGAACCGAGGGAUGUCUACGCCGCUUAGCUGCGCCAAGCAUCUGACAGAGUAUCAUGUGGCCAACUCUGUAUUGGCGUUGGUGGAUGGAGAACUGUGGCCUCUCCAUCAGCCGCUUACUCAUUCCUGCACGCUCUCGCUGCUCAUGUUUAAAGACAGUGACCCCACAUCGGUCAAUGAGGCUUAUUGGCGGUCCUGCACUGCGCUCCUUGGUCAGGUGCUGGAGACGGCAUUUAAGGACGAAUUCUCUGUGCAGUUGCUCAACACGCCAGAAGUGCCAGUUACUUCUGGAGCUUUCCUUUGUGAUGUGGUGCUGGACCCUGAGCUGGACUCUUGGACUCCCUCUGAGGAGUCAUUGCGGUCUCUGACGAAAGGAGCCCAGCAGCUCAUCUUGCAGGACCUGGCCUGGGAGCCUUUGGAGGUUUCUCCCACUGUGGCGCUAGAAGCCUUCUCACACAGCAGGUACACACAGGAAGAGGUGGAGCAGAAGGCGUCACAGAAUCCUAAAGGGACCGUCUUGCUUUACAGAUGUGGGGACCAUGUCAUGUUGAGUGGGGGCCCUCUGGUGGCCAGAACAGGCCUGUGCUCCCAGUACGAGGUGACGGCAGUCCACAGUUUGGGCCGAGGUCCUUGGGGCCUGCACCGCCGAGUGCAGGGCCUCUCCUUGCCUCUGCAGCUACAGGCCCACCACACUGUCUGGAGGAAACUGAGGCAGCGGGCAGAGAAACUGGUAGAUGUGCAGCCGCCUGAGAAAGUGACUCCGCCCCCUGCUGCUGUCCCCGCUCCUACUCCAUCUUCAGCCAGCCAGUAACACCUUAUCUGUAAUUCCACACACACACACACACACACAGUUACAAAUGUCCAAUAAAAGUGUCAAAAACC